Messenger RNA from Nematostella vectensis (starlet sea anemone), 1086 nucleotides. Its product is annotated as short-chain collagen C4. The record is from RefSeq and is a predicted model, not a curated record. The transcript is spliced from 6 exons. NCBI's taxonomy places the organism in Eukaryota, Metazoa, Cnidaria, Anthozoa, Actiniaria, Edwardsiidae. The coding region runs from base 91 to 1002 and encodes 303 amino acids.
AUCAACUGUGCCUUCAACAUCAAUGUUGACAAAGUUCGUGCAAGCUCGCAACAGCCAUCGUACUCAAAGAUCUGCUCUUCGUUUGCGAAAAUGAUGCUUCUCAGCGCUGUUGGCUGCGUUCUUUUGAUGUCUUGUUUGGUAAAUGGAGCGGCGAUGGACCAAGAACAGAUUCGUGGGGAACUCCUAGACCGACGUUCACCGACGCUCAGUGGACUGGCGUCUACCGUUCAAACUUUGGAAACGAAAGUGACCCAUCUUUUGAAUAGCAUGAAAGAUCUGCCCUUACUGAAAGGCCGAGACGGGCGUGACGGAAAACCGGGAGCAAACGGACGCGAUGGUCGAGACGGGAAAAGUGGAAGCCCAGGUGCUAAGGGACCACAGGGUGACCAAGGACCAAAAGGGAGCCCAGGACCCGGCGGCGCUCCAGGAACUCCUGCGCCCCGGCCCACGGUGGGAGUGACGUAUACACGGUGGGGAAAGAAAUCCUGUCCAUCAGGCGCACAGACCGUCUACCGAGGUUUAGUUGGGGGGGGGGGGUACGGCCAUACCGGCGGUGCCUCUCAGUACGUCUGCAUUCCAGAGACUGCUCCCCAGUACCUCACGGUCCAGGCUGGUGUUCAGGGCCACUCGUUCAUGUACGGCACUGAAUAUCAGAGUACAAUGAACUUUUUCACACGCAAAAAUAGAGUUCUAGACGAUCACGAUGUUCCGUGCACAGUGUGCUACGUCCCAUCACGUGGUACCAAGAUAAUGGUCCCCGCCCAGUACACGUGUCCCGCGGGAUGGACCCGCGAGUAUUACGGGUACCUGAUGACGUCACACUAUGGUCACAAGCACUCGUCCCAGUUUGUUUGUGUUGACCAGGAUGCCGAGUACAGAUACGGUACAAAACCAAGUGUAGAUGGUGCUUUGUUGUACCCCGUGGAGGGGAGGUGUGGGGCAUUGCCUUGCGGCCCUUUUGUUGACGGGUAUGAGCUGACAUGCGCAGUUUGCACCAAGUGAUCAGAAGUUCAUUGUUAAAAAGGUUAAUAGUGUUGUAAGAUUAAUAAGUGCCUAAAUAAGAUGAUUAAACAAUUAAAAACAAUA